AUGGCAGAAAUUUACGAUCCAUCAACAGAACUUUGGAUGCUGACUGGCAAUACAAGUAUUGCACGACUCAAUCCGACAGCAUCAACACUAACCAAUGGCAAAGUCCUACUUGCUGGGGGAUAUAAUAUCGAAAACUAUGGAAAUACUGCAGAACUUUUCGAUCCAUCAACAGGACUUUGGACAUAUACUAGUAGAAUGAUUACAUAUCGCUACAAUCACGCAGCAUCGAUCCUAGCGAGUGGAAAAGUCUUAGUUUCUGGUGGACGUGAGAACAUUAUCUAUCAAAACACUGCUGAGUUGUUCGAUCCAUCCACAGGACUUUGGAUGCAGACUGGCAGCAUGACUACUUCGCGGUAUGAUCAUACAGCAUCGCUACUAGUCAAUGGAAAAGUGUUAGUUGCUGGUGGGCAGGACAGAAAUACCUAUUUGAAUACCGCAGAACUUUUCGAUCCAUCAACAGGGCUUUGGAUAAUGACUGGCAGCAUGAGUAUUCGACGUUAUAGUCACUCAGCGUCGAGGCUAGUCAAUGGAAAAGUUUUAGUUACUGGUGGAUCUGAAAACGGAUACCUUCAGAAUACUGCCGAACUGUUUGAUCCUUCAACAGGACUUUGGACACAAACGGGUAACAUGAGUACUAUGCGGUCGCAUCACACAACAUCAACGCUAGCGAAUGGAAAAGCUUUAGUUGUUGGUGGAUUAACCUAUGGUACUGCUGUGAAUACUGCCGAACUAUUUGAUUCCACAACAGGACUCUGGACACAAACGGGCAGCAUGAGUGCUAGGCGAUCGUAUCACACAGCAUCGACACUAGCGAAUGGAAAAGUUUUAGUUGUUGGAGGAUUAAGCUAUGGUGUCUCUCUGAAUACUGCCGAACUAUUCGAUCCCACAACAGGACUCUGGACACAAACUGGCAAUAUGAGCAUCAAACGUGCUGAACACAAAGCAUUGAUACUAGCCGACGGUAAAGUAUUAGUUGUUGGUGGAGAUAGGGAUGUCUACUCGGUAACUACUGCAGAACAAUUCGAUCCAGCAACAGGACUCUGGACAAUGGCUGGGACCAUGUCAGAUUGGAGAUUUGGUCAUUCAGCGUCGACACUCUCUGAUGGAAAAGUCUUAGCUACUGGUGGAUAUCGGGGUGGCCGUGAUGGGAAAAGUGCAGAACUUUUUGAUCCAUCAACAAGAGUUUGGACACGGACUGAAGAGUUGAAUAUUGGACGAGAGCACCACACGUCAUCACUGCUAUCCAAUGGAAAGGUGUUAGUUGUUGGAGGGCUUAGUCCAUAUGGUCAGGUUGUGAAUAGUGCAGAAUGGUAUGAUUGA
Messenger RNA from Rotaria sordida, 1320 nucleotides. The record is from the annotation of a GenBank genome assembly. NCBI's taxonomy places the organism in Eukaryota, Metazoa, Rotifera, Eurotatoria, Philodinida, Philodinidae.